This is a messenger RNA of Eimeria acervulina, 549 nucleotides long. RefSeq names its product centrin, putative. Gene Ontology annotation, biological process: spindle pole body duplication. The record is from RefSeq and is a predicted model, not a curated record. Gene Ontology annotation, cellular component: microtubule organizing center. Gene Ontology annotation, molecular function: calcium ion binding; microtubule binding. Bases 1 to 549 code for a protein of 182 amino acids. The transcript has 5 exons. Lineage: Eukaryota; Apicomplexa; Conoidasida; Eucoccidiorida; Eimeriidae.
AUGAGCAGAAAGACAGAAAUCGGAGGACCCCUCGCCUUUGGGGGCCCCCGAGUAGCGGCUUCAGCGGCUUCUGGGGCUCGUGGGGGGAGACGUCGAGAGUUAAGAGAAGAACAAAAGAUUGAAAUUAAAGAAGCUUUUCAGUUGUUUGAUUCAGAGAAGACAGGCAAAAUGGAUUAUCAUGAGCUAAAGGUUGCGAUGCGCGCGUUGGGGUUCGAAGUCAAGAAAGCUCAAGUGCAAGAAAUUAUGCGGGCCUAUGAUAAACAGAACACAGGCUUCAUUACACAGAGCGACUUCGAGGAGAUCAUGAGCCAGAAGUACUUAGAUCGCGACCCCUCUGAAGAAAUGCGCAAAGCCUUUCAUCUUUUUGAUGACGAUGAUACAGGGAAAAUAUCUGUGAAAAAUUUAAGACGAGUCGCUCGAGAAUUGGGAGAGAAUCUCUCUGAUGAAGAAUUGCAAGCGAUGAUUGAUGAAUUUGACCGCGAUAUGGAUGGAGAAAUCAGCUUCGAGGAGUUUAUGGCCAUUAUGAAGCAGACGAGUCUUUAUCAGUAG